Amphiprion ocellaris (clown anemonefish) is the source of this 2294-nucleotide messenger RNA. It is a transcript of the gene arid6, whose product is annotated as AT-rich interaction domain 6. Gene Ontology annotation, molecular function: transcription cis-regulatory region binding. Bases 209 to 1987 code for a protein of 592 amino acids. Gene Ontology annotation, cellular component: nucleus. Gene Ontology annotation, biological process: regulation of transcription by RNA polymerase II. Lineage: Eukaryota; Metazoa; Chordata; Actinopteri; Pomacentridae. The record is from RefSeq and is a predicted model, not a curated record. The transcript is spliced from 6 exons.
UCAUUGUCACACAGGCACCAGCCAGAGACAAAUGCAUGACUGACGUGACGCGACAAUAAUAAGCGCUGGCAGUGAUAAUAAUCAGUUUUUUUUUGUAUGAACUGGAUGGAUUAGCCAAUCUGUACAUUGUGAAUUCUAUCUUUCUGAUCAGCCGGACAAUGAGCUAAUUUUAUCCAUCAUUUUUCUCUCAGUGGACACACAGUUACAGAUGGAAAAGGCACAAGGAGAGUUUCAGGAGGAGAGGACCAAAGAGCCGGUGGAGGAGAUCACAGAGGAACAAUUCCUCAAAGAUCUCUACCUGUUUAUGAAGAAGAGAGAUACACCAAUAGAGAGGAUCCCUCAUCUGGGCUUCAAACAAAUUGAUUUGUUUGUGAUGUUCAAGACUGUCAGUGACCUGGGUGGCUACCAUCAGGUGACUUCUCAGCAGUUGUGGAAACAAGUUUACAACACACUUGGCGGAAACCCUCGCAGUACAAGCGCAGCCACAUGCACCCGCAGACACUAUGAGAAGCUGCUUCUCCCCUACGAAUGCCACGUGAAAGGCAUCUUAAUGAGCGCCUUGCCGCGUCAUCAGCCAAAGUCUUACCACCACUACACCAGCUACAGCAAGGACGACGAUGGUUGCCCAAGACCCGCCAAACGCAAACUGUUACCAGUACCGCCGCAGCAGGGUCCUCACAACCUCCAGUCGGACCCACGUGGGAGUCUCUUCCCUCUGCCAUUCCAGUAUACUCACUACUAUCACCCAAGCCACACAGUUCUGCCUCCAUAUCUCCCAGUGACCUCCACAGUGUUGCCUCCACAAAGCCCCGCUGUCCCCAAAGCUCAGCUCUCUCUCCAUCCACCCCACCUCAUCCCAAGUGACAGAGUGAAGGAGCCGCUGGAGCACUUGCGCUACCUGGCAGAGCAGUACAAAACCUCAUCUGGACUGGCUGAGCCACUGAACCUCAGCAUUAAAGCUUCAACUCGGGACACUCACACCAACCCUGUCUCCUCAUUCGCUCCACCUUCAUCCAGCAAGAACCCAAAGUUUCUGAACAAACCCUCCACACUCUACAGCGUUAAUCACACAGGAGCACUGAGAAAUGAAGAAUGUGAGACACAAGAUGGUGAAUCGAGUGAAGGAGUUACAACCUAUUCAUAUCCUGUGAAAGCAAGGGAGGAGACGCAUGUCAAAGAUGUGACAGAGUCAAGCAGCCCCAUGUAUGCCUCUGCUAUGACACUGGGAACAGAGAACGACUCCAUUGAAACGGCACAAAAACGCACCUCUCCAGAAAUAGACUUCACAAUCUGGCCAAAAGACAAGAUGGAAGCAAGUCCAGAUGUCAAGGCGCUCAAUCUCAGUCGUUUCUUGCCCAGUCUCUCUCAAGACAAAGAUGGCAAAAUGGAGAUUGAGAUACCUCUGUCUGUGUUUCAUAAGUGGCUCAAGUUGUGCGAGACCUCAGCCUCGAUGCCAGGGGCUAAAGAGCCUCCUCUUCAUACUCAGGAGAAACAACCUGGACAAAGGAAUGGUUCUGACGCAGACGUCAUCCCCACCAAUUUGACGUUUCACAUGAAUCCUCAGCACCAGAGCACAGCUGAGGAUCUAAGGCUGAGGAAUGUGCCAAGCCCUACACCAUCCACCCAUCCAAUCAGUAAUCACCACUUUACAAGCCACAAUGGUUUCUCGCGCUACAAGCCUUUGUCCUCAGGUGACAUUCUGAAGAAUGCAACCAGUCAGAAUGUUUUUCCAUUUGAUCAGCAGAAUAUUAACAAGUCAUACAACGCAAAGUUCCCCAAUUCCUGGCAUGCCGAUGACAAAGACACUCAGGCUCCCAAAAUGUGCCCUAAUUACGUGAGAGCUCAGCAAGAGCUCGCCUCCAGGAUGCAGAAGUCAGACAUGGGACCCUCAGCUCUGCUCAUGAUGAAUUCCAGCUCCGCUUCUCAGCCCCAACUCACCACUGAAGAGAUCAUAAAGCUGAAGAAAAUCAUCUCAAGCUCAUCGUGAACACCAUGAUUAUAUUAACACACCAUCACCACAUUCAAGCUGUCUCAUAUUAAGCUCUUUUAUGUACCCUGUGUCUUACAGAAGUUCAAUAUAUUGCAUAUGAUUCAGUUUAGUCAUCACAUAAUAUGCAAGCGUCAGUUCAUCAGGAGAAAAAUGUCAUUUACUGAAUAAAUCAUUCUCACCCUGAAAUAAAACUUGGAGAAUGUAUAUUGUUGAUCUUUUUAAGUGUUUUGUACAGAAAUAUUGCUUGUACAUUUAAUCUAAUUGAUGUGUAAAUCUAAAUAAAUUCAAAUUGAUAAAGUAAAAA